This is a messenger RNA of Rotaria sp. Silwood2, 375 nucleotides long. Lineage: Eukaryota; Metazoa; Rotifera; Eurotatoria; Philodinida; Philodinidae. The record is from the annotation of a GenBank genome assembly.
AUGUUGGUUAGUGGUGAGUUGAAUUUUUCGGAAAAAAUUCACUUUUUUCUUUACUCAUUUCAAUCUAUAGAUACUAUUGCACCAGAUGAUGAUCAAACUGAUGAUAAUAAUCUUGAUUAUGAUAUGAAUAAUGCUGCUGCCCAUUAUGAAACUGAAGAUUUUCCUCUUGAUAUUCAUUUAAAAAAUUAUCAAACUGGUGAUAUAAAUGAUCUGCUAUUUGAAUCAAUUGAUCAUCAAGAAGAUCCAGAUUUGGAAAUCGCAUCGUUUAUAUGCAACUCCAAUCUUGAUAAAUUAAAGAGUAAACAAUUACUUCGUUUAUUAAAUAAUGUAUUUGAUCGAGAAACACCACCUCCAUUAUCAUUACCUUCAUUAUAG